CGUUAGUGUACAGACAUAGUGCACACAUAUAGGAAGUAUAGAGUGAUUUGGGACUGGUCCUGUGAAGCGGUUUCCGUGCGCUUGGGCGAAGAUGGCGCAAGCGUUAUCAGAAGAGGAGUUUCACCGUAUGCAGGCUCAGCUCCUGGAGCUGCGGACGCAAAACUACCAGCUCUCGGAUGACCUUCGAAAAAACACUGCAGAGCUCAACAAUGUCCGCCAGAAGAUCUCAAUCUUGGAGAAAGAUUACCUCAAAGCACAAAAGGCACUUAAUAAGAGCAAGAAGGCUCAGGAGGUCGAUGCGUUACUGAGUGAAAAUGAGAUGCUUCAGGGCAAACUGCACAGCCAGGAGGAGGAUUUCAGACUGCAGAACAGCACACUCAUGCAGGAGCUGUCCAAGUUAUGCUCCCAGAUUGAGCACUUGGAGGCUGAGAAUCAGGGCUUGAGGGAUGGGAGGGGCCUCCAAGCUCACGCCCCUAGUCCCGUGUCCGGCCCAACGGAUGGAGAGCUCCUGCGCCUACAGGCUGAAAACUCUGCCCUACAGAAGAAACUGGCAGCUCUUCAGGACAGUGAGCAAAACCGUAUGCGUGGAGUAAAUGUAGGUGACGGGAAAGACACGGCGAUCGAGGGACAGACUGACACCAAUGGUCUAGACCGGCUGCACACUGACGCCGCUUGCUCGGGUGAUAAUGCUGCAGCUGCUUUAGCCAAUGACAGACUGGAGCAGGUAAAAAGCCUCAGUCUGGAGCAACGAGUGAAUGAGCUUAGUGGGGUGGAGCUGAAACUUCAGACAGAGAUGGAGGAGAAGCGAUUACUGAAAGAUCAGCUACAGGCGCUGGAGGCAUCCAAACAAGCUGAACUUGCAAAACUUCAAGAAGAGUGCGCUAAGCUCUCCGACAAGUUGAAGAAGAAACAAGAGAGCUUCCUGCAGCUCCAGGGAGAAAAAGAGGCUCUUUACCAUGACAGCAGGACGAAAAUAGACGAGAUUCAACAGCGCAAAGAGGAGGAGCUGAAAUCCAUAAACCUGCGUGUGCAGAAACUACAGUCUGACUUGAUGAACGCUAAUCAGAACGUCGCUGAGCUAAAGGAGCAGUUACAGAGCAAGCAGAAGGAGCACGAGGUGGCUCUCCUCGCACUCAAAGAUCAGGUAGCGUGUCAGAGCGCGGUCAGUCAGGAGCAGGUGGAGGGCAUGCUGAGUGAGAAUGAGGCCCUCAGGACUAACCUAGCCGCCCUAGAACAGAUCCAGACGGUGAAGACUCAGGAGAUGAACCUACUCAGGGAGCAGAGCAUGGCGCUGAAUGCGGAGCUGCAGCAGAGACGCAGUGAGCAGGAGAGCUUACUGGCACAGAAAGAUGACCUCAGCUUUCAGCUACAGGAGUCUAACCGAGCCAGUAAUCGACUACUGGAGCAGAUCUCUGAACUGGGUCUGGAGAAGGAUAAGCUACAGCAAGAUCUGGAAGAAGCCCGAAAGACAGCAGACAAGCGCAAAGGCAUGCUGGAUGAGCUGGCCAUCGAGACGGCGCAGGAGAAGUCGAGGCACAAAGAGGAGCUGAGCGACGUGCGUCUUCAACACGAGAAAGAGGUGCUGAGCAUCCGGGCACGCUACGAGAAAGAGCUGCGUGGCCUCCACGAAGAAAAGAGCCGUACAGAGGAGGAGAUCCGCGCCCAGCUACGAGACGAGAAGGCUCGCAAUAAAGAGCUGGAGGGUCUGCAGCAGAGUGUAGAAGAGCUGCAGGCGCAGGUGCAGUCCAUGGAGGGAACCAAGGGAUGGUUUGAGCGCAGGCUCAAAGAGGCAGAGGAGAUCAUAGAGAAGAACAGGCUAGAACACACAGCAGAGAUUGAGAGACUGAAGAGCGAACAAGCCCUCCAGCUUGAGGAGAAAUCAGGAGAGAUCGAAGGCGUGAAACAGCAGAUCACCACCAUGGACAAGGAGAGAGAGGAGCUCAACAGCACCAUCGCUAAACUCAAACAGGAGAUUAGAGACACUGUAGAUGAACAGCGGAUUCUGGAGAAGAAAGGCAGUUCAGCACUGAAAGAUUUGAAGCGACAGCUCCAUCUGGAGCGCAAAAGAGCUGACAAGUUACAGGAGAGGCUGCAGGAAAUCCUGACCAACUCCAAGACCCGGACAGGGCUGGAGGAGCUGGUGUUGUCUGAAAUCAGUUCUCCCUGUCGGACGCAGCAGACAGGAGACAGCAGCAGCAUCUCGUCAUUCAGCUACAGAGAGAUGAUGAAGGAAGGAGCCUCGGCACAGACCACCAAUAAGUCCAACACUAGCAGUCCUCAAUCCCAAAGACCGGCUGAUCUUUCUGACGAUGAGGUCAAUGAGCUCUUCCAGAGGCUGGCUGAGGUGCAGCAGGAGAAGUGGCUGCUGGAGGAGAAGGUGAAACACUUGGAGGUCAGCUGCUCCUCUAUGGCCGACGACAUCUGCAAGAAGAGCGCCAUCAUAGAGACUUACGUCAUGGACAGCAGGAGAGAUGGAGGAGGAGCCGCGUCUCAUGCUGCUCACCAAGGAGAGAGGGGAGGUUUGAGUUCGGUGCUCCGGGAUCUGGUCAAGCCCGGAGACGAGAACCUGCGGGAGAUGAACAAGAAGCUGCAAAACAUGUUGGAGGAACAGCUCACCAAGAACAUGCAUCUACAGAAGGACCUGGAGAUGUUAUCUCAGGAGAUUGUGCGAUUGAGUAAAUCCACCGAUUCUGCACAUGAUCCCAAGGCCACAGGCUAGCGGAUAAAACAUCAAAAGUGUGCCGCGCCUCUCGAUCUGAUUGGCCACAGCCAAAGAGAGAUGCCGCACUUUCAAACAAAACAGACUUGGAUGACUGGAUCGAGACCCUUACAUCCGCGCAGAAGAGGAAAAAAAGCGUCAAUCGCUCGCAAAUCCUCGACUUCUGAAUGUACUUAACACUGUAACACUGCGUGUCGUUUUUUUUUUCGUCGCUGGCGCUACAAAGAGCAGGGCGUUAUCUUGCUAGCUGACCCAGAAUGCUUUGCGUCCACGACCUGCUCCGAACGGGCUUCAGCAAACACCGACCUCCCACAAGCAUGUCCGUGCCGAGGAGAGGGUUAGUCCAUCUACAGCAGCUUUCCCAUUUUCCCCCUUUGUGUCAUGUGUGUAAAUAUGAAAAUAGAAAAAUUUAAAGCGUAUUAGUUCCAGAUUAUUAUUAGAUGUGUAGUAAUAGUGUUACAAGGAGAGUCAUGCUGCUCGUUAAGGCGCAUGAGUUCGGAAAUGUUCAUUAAAUAUCCGUCGUUCAUCACAGCAACAAAUUAAAGUGUUUCCAGAGACACAUGAGCGACCGCAAUUGGGCCGAUAAUUGUCAGAGCUUUUUCGCACGUCAGCUCAGAGCGCUGCUAUGAAGAAAAUCGAACUCACAGCCCCACGGCCUCCCCUCGUUAACCUACCCGCCUCUCCGCCUCGCUGCUUGCUUGUCUUUCGAUCCAUUUUUAGUCUAGCAGGAGACUCAGCUUAGGUCGCAGCAGGUUCAACCCGAAUGCCUGAAUCUUAUGACAUCAUUCCAUUUACAAAUGUCAAAGCUUUGGGAUAGAAUAUAAGACAUUUAACUUGGCAUCUGUUUAAUGGAGAAAUUUUUUUUUGGACACUACAGAUUGAGCUGAGCUCAACCUUGCGUUCUUUUAAAAGUAAAUUUAGAUUUCCUGUGUUACGUCCAUGUCUUGCUGUGUGUAAAUGCUUGCACUGACAUCAUGUUCCUUUGCUUAUUCUAUAUAAAUGUUAGAUUGUUGUAAAAAUUUUUUUUUUUUU
Molecule: messenger RNA, 3751 nt
Organism: Clarias gariepinus (North African catfish)
Lineage: Eukaryota; Metazoa; Chordata; Actinopteri; Siluriformes; Clariidae
Gene: gripap1
Product: GRIP1 associated protein 1
Exons: 28
Coding region: 92-2719 (875 amino acids)
Biological process (GO): regulation of recycling endosome localization within postsynapse; regulation of neurotransmitter receptor transport, endosome to postsynaptic membrane; neurotransmitter receptor transport, endosome to postsynaptic membrane
Cellular component (GO): glutamatergic synapse; postsynaptic recycling endosome; extrinsic component of postsynaptic early endosome membrane
Source: RefSeq, a predicted model, not a curated record